Salvia splendens (bonfire salvia) is the source of this 3872-nucleotide messenger RNA. Its product is annotated as E3 ubiquitin-protein ligase MBR2. Gene Ontology annotation, molecular function: ubiquitin protein ligase activity. Lineage: Eukaryota; Viridiplantae; Streptophyta; Magnoliopsida; Lamiales; Lamiaceae. The record is from RefSeq and is a predicted model, not a curated record. The coding region runs from base 1466 to 3538 and encodes 690 amino acids. The transcript has 5 exons.
CUAUCCUAACGCCUUACCGGGAAUUCCUCUCUCUAAACAAUCCACAUUCUUACAAGUUUCAACCGUAUAAACAAUGUCGCAAUAGCUUCCGAGAGCCUUUGUCUCCUCUUGGGCAAUGUUCAAUUCCAUUACACGUGAAACCAUAUUUAAUACUCCACGCUGCAAAAAAGGUUAAAUCUUUUCCCCUAUUCUUUUUGUCUCGUAACAAAUGUAAAGUUCAUCGCAUAUCUUGAAUAACUCUCCUUUUUACUCUCCACCUACUGUAAAUUCAAAACCCAUCUACUCGAUCGCCGUUAUCGGUGGAUCAUCUCUCUCUAUUCUCAGGUUUUAUUCUCGAACCAAUCAACUUAUUAGUAUGUUUUGAUAUUUGAAGGGAGUGAGUUUCUUCAUUUGUUUUCUUAAGUUUUAGUAAUUCAUAUUCUUUCAUUGUUAAAGAUUGAAUCUUUUUGUGAAGAACUAGACGAGAUUAAGAUCGUGGGGUGGAUCUGUUUUUAAGGUGAACAUGAUUCGGUGAUUUUUUUAGAAUAGUUGAUUGGUGCUGCUGACUUCAAUUGAUGAACUUCGAUGAAAUCAAUAUAUUAGUUUCUUGUAAUGGGUCAUGUAUGAUGAAUUCAUUGGUCAAAAGUGGUAAAUUGUGGUGAUAUUCACAAAGUUAUAAUCUGUUUUCUCAAUGUUUCUUUUUGUUUUGGGUAAAACUGACCUGUUUUUAUGAAUCUCUGGCUCAUAAGUAUCUGUUGUCUUUUGACUUCACUAAUCAAAGUGUUAAGAGUGUAUUGAUGAUUUUUUUUCUUAUUAUUUUGUUAUCAUAUUCAAAUUAAUAGCCUUACCUUUCGAGUUGAAGUAUCUCAUGUGAUUUUAAGUUCGUUGUGGUUUGAAAAAUGUUGAUCUAUAAUAAGAGGCUGGUGUUGGUUUUGUUCAAGUUUACUUGUACGGAAGCCAUAGCUGUAUAGCCAUCUACCUUUUCCAAUGUAGUAAUUGGUUCUCAGAGGCUUGUAUCGUGGAAUUUUUACUCCCAGCUGUAUAUUUUUACUUCAUUUUGUAUUGCACAUUUGGAUGAGGAACUGUUGCCCUAGUAUAUAUUCUUGUUCACUUGCAUGGAGGACCACUAACUGGAAAAAAUUACAUUCUUUGAUGCCAUUUAAGAUUCCGAGGUAACCACCCUAACUUUCAUUGGUCUUUUUAGAAAACUUGUUUUACAGUGUAUGUAUAUGCUGUUGCUUUUAUAUCGAUUAAGAUGAUUCCUUGUAAGUAUAGAUGGUGAGUUCAUAUUAUCAUAGCUCUGAUUAAAUAUUCAUGUGCAACUACUUUUCAUAUCUUACAAUUUACAUUAUCUUUAUAUUAGGCUUAAAGUGAUUUAUUUUAUCUGUCUUUUACUUCCUUUGCAGAUCUGCUGAAACUCUUCAAAGCUGUUUGUCCACAACACUUCUGUAGUUGAUAUUAUUUUCCGUGAAACAUAAUUACAGAGAUGCAACGGGGAAGAAGUGCCCUCAAUUCGUUCCCUGAGCCAUUUGAUUUGAACCAAGGACCAGUUCCUGAAAAUACCUCUAUGGAUCACUCAGGUUCCUGGAAUACUACGUUGAACCCAGUGGAAAACCGACUUUCUAGUUACAUCAUUGGAGCUACUGAUGGAAAUGAUAGUUGCAUUGAUGGUGCUGCUCGGAGUUUUUGGGACCGUGGCGAAUCCAGCUCCAGUGCAAACAAUAUGCAAGAUGGAGCUCGUGGUACUGAUUCUAAAACAAGACUUGGGUGGUCGUCAUCUUUCAAUGCUUGUUCUGAGCGCAAUGCAAGAUCGGAAGACUGGUCCUUUCCACUACCCAAUACCACCAGUAGUAGCAAUAUGGUUGCUGGCAUGAAUUUAAAUUUGAAUGAUGGCCAAACGUGGAAUCAUGAUUACUACAGAGGUUCAGGAACAGCUCUACCUCAUAAUCUUUAUAAAUCUGGGCAUUCGGCAAUUGACCAGAAUCCAACCUUUUACCCUUCUUCAAGUAACAUGGGAACCUUUUCUGGUCAUUCUAGUACUUCUUCAGAAAAUUAUGACUUAUCUGGUCCGUUUGGUUCUUGGGGUUCAUCUUGCAAGAGAAAGGCUCUUGAUGGCAAGUCUGGACAAUUUUACCCUGGUGGAAGUUCGAGCUCGAAUCAGCCAAUUGACAAGAACAUAAUGCAGCAUCCAGCUCGUGGUAGGUACAAUACACCAGGAAAUAUAAGUAUAUCCUCUGGCCCGGUGAACUUGUCUUCAACUAAUCUCAUAGAACAAGUAAAUCCAAGUAUUGGCGCUGGGCUGAGUAGAGUGCCCCCUAGCCCUUCUCCCUCUUCAAGUGUACCAGGAGUGGCAGAAAGCUCGCGCAGACAUUUUGCAGCAAGAUUGAAUCAUGGGCGGCAUGAGCCAAUCCCAUUUGAUACACCUAGAAAUUCAUCCCUGAGGAGCUCUGGUGCUUAUGCCUCCCAUCUUUCAAGACCCAUCACAAACAUUGAUUCUGCAGAAUUGAGGUCAUCGAUCACACUGCCAAUGAACCAAGCCAAUUCCUUGACUCAACCUCAUUUAAUACCAGUACAUGAGGCGAGAGGAACAUAUUCAAACCCUUGGAGUGGAUCUUUGAGUUCACGAGACGGUAGUUCAUCAAGCUCUGGAGAAAGAGGUCAUGGAGCACCCGAGGAUAUUAAUGUUAGAAGCUCUCGUAGAAAUGAUCUUGAGUACCCCAUGACCGUUUCUGCACCUGAGACAAGAACUGUCCUGCCAGAUCAAAUCGAUUGGAGUUUUGCUCCUGGAACUUCUGCAUCGUCUAGGAAUCAUCCUACUGGUUCACGUAUUGGCCACAGUUCUGGAGGCAGAACCCAUUCUGGUGCAUGGUUGCCUCAUCAAAACCCGACAUCACAAAAUCAUCAAAGGUUAUCAGAAUCCUUACCUUGGCUUCCUAUCCAUCGAGUUGAGCCUGAAUCUGGGACAGCUAGAAGCCAUUUUGCCUUUUUGUCUUCUGCCUUUUCUUCAUUGGAUGAGGCAGCUAAUACUAGUCGGCAUCAUUUAGAUCAAAGGUCAGCAGCUCUGUUGAUGGAUAUACCGGGCGCUGAAGAUAUUAUCGGUAGGCGUUCUUUGGCUGCUGUUGAGGGCAGACAUAGACUGAUACGGCAAGUCCUGAAUGGCAUGCAGAGGGGUGUCCACUUACAAGAUGAGGAUUAUAUGCUUAUUGAUCCUUUUAUGAAUGGAUUCUCUGAGUUGCACGACAGACACAGAGAUAUGAGGCUUGAUGUCGACAAUAUGUCCUAUGAGGAAUUAUUGGCUUUGGAGGAGCGAAUAGGGAACGUGAGCACUGGACUCAGCGAAGAACAAAUCAGCAGCUCCAUGAAACAGCGCAAGUAUGAAGGAACAGGAAGCUCGCUGCCAAGCAUUGAGCCGUGCUGUAUAUGCCAGGAGGAUUACAUUACUGGAGAAAACAUCGGAAUAUUGAACUGUGGGCAUGAGUUUCACACCGGCUGCAUCAAGCAGUGGCUUACACUGAAGAACCUUUGCCCCACAUGUAAAGCGACGGCCUUGGGGUCUUGAAGGCAAAAUGACAUUUCUGGUUUCCCUCUUAAAUAACAUUAUCCUUAUCCCGUUGCAGGGUAUCUCUUCCUUUUCUUUACAGUUGCGGUCGAAACUGGUUCGCUCUCCCCUCACAGGCUUGGUGGACUCAAGAAAGAAGAGAUCCACAGGGAGUGAGCCUGUGUGAACCAUGAUACUCUUUUAGGUUUAAACUUGGUAAUCUGUGAACAAUUUUUUAUUCAUCAAAAAUGAAAUGUUUGAGCCUUUGAACCAAUAAUACCAUUACUGACAGACAUUCUUGGUUAUUGUUAUGUACUUGCAAAUUUUUGUGAUGGAGAUUGGUGAUGCACAACUA